This is a messenger RNA of Mus pahari (shrew mouse), 3535 nucleotides long. RefSeq names its product casein kinase I. The record is from RefSeq and is a predicted model, not a curated record. Gene Ontology annotation, molecular function: protein serine/threonine kinase activity; ATP binding. The coding region runs from base 136 to 1242 and encodes 368 amino acids. The transcript has 9 exons. Gene Ontology annotation, biological process: signal transduction; endocytosis; peptidyl-serine phosphorylation. Gene Ontology annotation, cellular component: nucleus; cytoplasm. Lineage: Eukaryota; Metazoa; Chordata; Mammalia; Rodentia; Muridae.
GCGGCGGAGCGCGGAGCCUGAGCCCGGCCGGGCCGAGCGCAGCGCAGCGGGCCGGGGAGAGGCUGGCGCGCCCGCGGCCCGGCGAAUCCUCUGGCAUCCGCCCCGGCGGGCCGCCCCGGCGCGCAAGGUUGAAGCAUGGAGCUGCGUGUGGGAAAUAAGUAUCGCCUGGGCCGAAAGAUCGGCAGUGGGUCCUUCGGAGACAUCUACCUGGGUGCCAACAUUGCCUCUGGUGAGGAAGUAGCCAUCAAGCUCGAAUGUGUGAAGACGAAGCAUCCCCAGCUCCACAUCGAGAGCAAGUUCUACAAGAUGAUGCAGGGCGGAGUGGGGAUCCCAUCCAUCAAGUGGUGCGGGGCUGAGGGAGACUAUAACGUGAUGGUCAUGGAGCUGCUGGGGCCCAGCCUGGAGGACCUCUUCAACUUCUGUUCCCGGAAGUUCAGCCUCAAGACGGUGCUGUUGCUGGCCGACCAGAUGAUCAGCCGCAUCGAGUACAUACACUCCAAGAACUUCAUCCACCGGGAUGUGAAGCCCGACAACUUCCUCAUGGGCCUGGGGAAGAAAGGCAACCUAGUGUACAUCAUUGACUUCGGCCUGGCCAAGAAGUACCGCGAUGCCCGCACACACCAGCACAUUCCCUACCGGGAAAACAAGAACCUGACUGGCACUGCCCGCUAUGCCUCCAUCAACACCCACCUGGGCAUCGAGCAAAGCCGUCGAGAUGACCUAGAGAGCUUGGGCUAUGUGCUCAUGUACUUCAACCUGGGCUCCCUGCCCUGGCAAGGCCUCAAAGCAGCCACCAAGCGUCAGAAGUACGAGCGGAUUAGCGAGAAGAAGAUGUCAACGCCAAUUGAGGUCCUCUGCAAAGGCUACCCCUCCGAGUUCUCAACAUACCUCAACUUCUGCCGCUCCCUGCGGUUCGAUGAUAAGCCUGACUACUCCUACCUGCGCCAGCUCUUCCGAAAUCUCUUUCACCGGCAGGGUUUCUCCUACGACUACGUCUUCGACUGGAACAUGCUCAAAUUCGGGGCUUCCUCGAGCCAGGCUCAGCCCCGAGACAACGAAGCUCUUGCAUCACCCCGCCCCCGCCCUUGGCCUUGCGCUGGGCCCGCAUACUCACCCACUUGCUGGUGCCCGGCGCCCCUGGGCACCCUAGGACCCCCAGAUAGGCCGGUGGAGGAGGAGGUGGAGCAGCUGCCCCCUCAAAGAUACUGGCCUGUGGUCUGGACUCCAGGGCCCCAGUUCUGAUACCACCAGGGUGUCUCAGCCACCUCUGCCAAGCUUAAGGAAGCAUCCUGCGGAAUGGCAGGGUGACACCCUGUUCCAAAGAGGUGGCUGUCCAGUGGAAAGGUUGUGACAAAAGGCCCUGCAUAGGAUCCUCAAGAAUAAACCAGCUGUUCGAGGGCCAGGACCAGCCUGAAGAAGGAAUAGUGACCGCCAGGGAGGGGUUGGUGCCAUAUCACAGGACACUGCUCCAUCUAGACCACGUUACCAGCUUAUGUAUUGAUUCUGAGCUCAUUAAAAACACUUCCUUUUCUUUACUCACGUGUACCUCUCUUUUCACAGAGCGGCCCUUGGCCCGCUCCAUCCAGUGUUAAGAACGAACAUAGAUAGGCCUUGUCUUUGGACACCGAGAAGGGCUACAUUGAUUUGGGGCUCUUCUUCUCUUUGGUCCCAAUCAGUGGCCUGGGACUGGAGUGAAAGGUGGGCAUCAAAGCUCCUUCCAGCGCAGAGCACGUUGGCCAAGGGCCCGGUCGUGCAGCUAGCUCUUCAUAUGAUCGGAUGUUCAGGCCUGGGGCACCAGACACGUGCUACAGAAAAUUAUCCAAGUCUAAUUUGGAGAUGGGCUUUGACCCUUCUCAGUGAAGCUCAAAGAAUAGACUUUGUAUUCUCUAGACCUGGGCAUCCAUCCCUCUGUCUUAGCCCCUGGCCACAUAGUGCUGCCUUUCAUUCACUAAAGUCAUUGGAAGUGGAUGCUUGCUUCUUAGUUACCAGAUCUCACUGAGAAAGGACAAGUGGCUGCUACUUCCAGCAUGACAACUGGGAACAUUUGUCCUCCCGGAGAGUCUAUGGACAGCUGCAGGAGAUGCUUCCUUCACAAUGCCCCUUGUGAGAAUGGCCAGUUGACAGAGUUUCACACCAGGCCACAUACACCCUCCUGGCCCAGUCGCUGGCACCGUGACCCCCACUCCCCCCCGCCCUGGGGUCUUCCUUGGAGGAAGUAGACUCUAGAGUUCAAAGCUGGACAGCCUUUGCCUCCACCUUGUGUGACCCUGUCACCACGUGGCCAGCUUCGUCACCAAGACCAUCUGCAGAACACACAGCAGAAACUUUCACAACCCCCACCCCAAGACCAGGCCUUCCCACCUGCCCUGCAAUAGAAGUCAUCAACUGUACUCGGCAGACAGGACCGAGUGAGCAACAGACCGGAAGGAUCCACUUGACCUUGGAAUGACCUCCCAUGUUCCACCCCAGGGGACUGGAAACCCUAGAUGCUUCUCUCUGAGAACACAGCCACUGUCCUAGUCAGGAGGAGGCUCCAUUCAGUGAAGUCUGUAAGAUGGAGCUAGACACUUGUGUAACUUGGGGCACUGACUUCUGUGUUUUCUUGUGGGCAAAUAAAGGCCAUGAAAACUCUCUGGUGUGCGUUUCUUGAGGCAUCUGAUCCCGUUGGGUAGAUGCCUGUAUGGUCAGGCCCGUCCUGAGCCUGCUGGAACUGCUGAGACCCCAGCCAUCCACCCCACUAUUGCUGGGCCAAGCUUGAAGCAUUGAUGGCAGGGCGACACCCUGUUUGGGGCUCUGCACCCCUAAGUGAAGGAAGCUCUUUGCUUAGCCUCAGCAAGCCUCCGUUUCCCACUGCUUCCACAGAGGAGGCUGUGAGCCCCCACAGCCCUUGUUUCUCUCUGGUUGGACUGCGUUUUUUGGCUCACCUGGGCAGCCAGGGAGUCCUGAGCCCCAGCUUCUGGGUGGGACGUUCAAGAUACAAUAUCUAAACAUGUCUUUUUGAGGGACAGAACAGGACUCGGUAGGUUUAUCCCCACAUCUGUAUGGGCUUUGUAACUCGGGGCAGGUCACAAGGCUCUGACUGCUCAGCAUUUCUACUUCAGAGAGGGCCCCAGAUAGAGGAGUUAAGAGCACUAGCCAUAGAGUGAGGUGGGGAUGUGCCUACCCGACUUGACUCCUUCCCAUAGGACUCUGGGAUCAUUCAGAAUCGAGCCACUCCCUCCCGUUUUUUUCAGAGCAGCAGGGCUUCUUAGCCAGUACUUGGAAAAAGGAGGUUUUGCAGAGCCCAUACCCUGCCCCAUGGCCUCUGGCGGGUUCCCCACUCAGCCUGUAGCUCUCUCCUCCACAGAUGCGGCCCCCCUUCCACCAGCCCCCUGCCCUUCCCUGUGGACGGCCCCAGGACCAGCUAGGUAACUCAGCUGGGUGCUGCAACCAUGCCUCAAUAUCUUUCUAAUCCUUCCUUCCUCUUGGACUUGGGGCAGCAACUUAGAGGACAGGCCCCUGGGGGCGCGCAAGGCACCUACCUUCUCCAGCUUUG